CGCUCUGGUUUGUGGAAAAGUCCUGCGGAUGAUCGGAAGAGCUGCCCAGCGUGCGAGCAGUAUACAUGCGAGAAAGCGAGACUCUACAAACGGGAGCAAUGGAGGCUGGGCUGGAGUAUACCCGAAACAAAACGGGGGCCCUGGCAGUCAGGGUAUGUAGGCUGGCCGCCCACAGCACUGGCAGCUAUGGGAUGGUGCGAGUGGCUCCAUUGCUGCAACAUGGCGGGCAGCCAGCAGUCGGCCUGGACGGUCAGGACAUGGCCACUUGGGAGCCCACGCAGGGCUUCCGGAGCCUGAUGGAGGGUGGCCGGGCUCGAGCAGAGGUCGACCAGACGGCAGCCUGCCGCCUCUGGCUGAUUUGGCGGUACUGGCUGACCGGGUUCAGGCUACAUGUAGGAGGGCGGUCGUUGUGGCGUUGUGAGAUGUGGUGUGUCUGGCUGCCCAAGGGCCAGAGCCAGAGAACACGGGAGGGGCCUAGAUGCUGUCGCCCACCACAGCAGCCUUGUCAGAGUGCGGACCCUGGUUAGCGGCGGCAGUUGGAAGCAAGGAGGCGAUGCGCGGAGGAUUGGUGCUGAUGGCCGCACGGGCAGGACGAUUGAGUUGGCCGAGACGAUUGUUGC
Microdochium trichocladiopsis is the source of this 620-nucleotide messenger RNA. RefSeq lists its product as uncharacterized. The transcript has a single exon. The record is from RefSeq and is a predicted model, not a curated record. The coding region runs from base 66 to 527 and encodes 153 amino acids. Lineage: Eukaryota; Fungi; Ascomycota; Sordariomycetes; Xylariales; Microdochiaceae.